Dermatophagoides pteronyssinus (European house dust mite) is the source of this 2337-nucleotide messenger RNA. RefSeq lists its product as uncharacterized. NCBI's taxonomy places the organism in Eukaryota, Metazoa, Arthropoda, Arachnida, Sarcoptiformes, Pyroglyphidae. The record is from RefSeq and is a predicted model, not a curated record.
UAAUAAAUGAUGAAAAAUGGAACAUUUCGAAUCAAAUCAACAGCAACAACAAUGUCCAACAAGCACCAACAACAACAAAAUCAAAAAUGUUGAAAAAAUUUCCAAAUUUUUUAACCACCAAUAAUGAUAGUGGAAUGUUUUCAUCGUCGUCAUCUUCAUCAUCAUUAUCAUUAAAUUCGUUUGGUAAUAGUAAUAGCAAUGGUAGAAUUAGUCAACAAGAAGAUGAUUUUCUUGAAUUAUCAUCAUCACAACAAUCGAUAGUAUCGAUUCGAAAACAAUCUGUAUUUCGAAUACCUGGUAGUUUAGAAUCGAUUAAUCUGGAUGAAGAUCAGGAUUCGGAUUCAGAUUUUCUGGAACCACCGAUAACAUCACCAUCGUCAUCAUCAUUAUCAUCAACAUCUUCCGAUCAAAUUGAAUUAUCAUGGACAUUAUCACCAUUAUAUGAACAAAAUAGACCAUCAAGUUUGAAUAGUUUAAAUUCAUUGGAUUCGGAUUUACAAACAUCAGAUUCAUUAUCAUCAUUUGCAAAUGAAACAUUUAUUCAAAGUUUACAAUAUCCAUGUUGGAAUGAUUUAUGUCUUUAUUCGAAUUUGAAUCGUUUAUUUAAUCAUAAUGGCGAUGAUUCUUGUUCUGGAAUGAGUAAAUCAUCAUUAUCAUUAUGUUCACGUUUUGUAAAUCGUUUUGGUAAUGAAUGUAUUGAUAUUUGUCGAUUUCCAUUAGUUUUACCUGUAUUUCAAGCUGAUUUAUUGGAACGACGAAAAUCCUUUAUUACAUGGAAACAAUUAAUACUAGAAGCUGAUGCUUGUUUAAGUAUAUGGGAAUUAUCAGCAUUAAAAAAUCUUUACCAUCGUUUUGAUAAUCAAACACAAACGAUUGGUGUUGUAUUGGGUAAACCAAUCGAUUGGAUUCAAAUUGAUCCAAAUUAUCAUCUUCGACAGAUAUGUCAACAACUCAAGAAUCAUACGGCAAUUAAACAAGAUAAACAUCAAGUUUUAAAACGAUGGUCAUCGUUGGAAGAUCUUUAUUUUGGUAAACAAAACAAUCAAACAGGAUCUAAUUAUAAAACGGAUGAUUCGAUCGAUACAAUCGAUUGUUCCAGAUCAAAUCGAUUAAAACAAUCGAAUAAUCGAAUAUUAUCAUUAUCAUCGACAAAAUUAAAUAAUCGAACGAAAAAAUUUCGAGAAACAAAAUCAAACAAAUCAUUUCGAUCAAAUACAACGUUUAAUAAAUUAUAUUCAUCAAUAAAAUCAUUGAAUAAUCGAUCAGAAAAAUAUUGUAAUAUUGUUUAUCGUGAAUUAUCAUCAUUAUUACAAUAUUCAUCCGCUGUUCAUUUUGCAUUAUAUGUAACGAAAUUUCAUCAAGAAUAUUUUCAUCAUCGUUUAUCGGUAAAUUUUUUCAACAUUUGUACUAAACUUAUUCUACCCAAACAAAAUACUAUUGUUGAUGAUAAUAAUGUUAUUGUCGAUUGUCUGUAUGAUUUAUUGAAAUUUGAUGAUAUUGUUGUUGAUGUUAUUCGUGAUCAUAUGUUUUGUACAAAAUCAAUCAAUAAUAAUAAUAAUGAUAAUGAUCGAAUACGAUUUCUAAUCAAUCUGAUUGAAUCAGCUUGUUUAUUACGUCAACUUCGAAAUUUUCAUGGCCUACAAUUAAUGAUCGGUGCUAUUCAAUCACCAAGAUUAUAUUUUGAUCAUCAAUAUUAUUGGCGUUUAUUACAACAAACAUAUCCAAUUCAUUAUCGUGAUUAUCAAUGUUUAUCAAUGUUUUGUCGACAAUUAUCAUGUUCGAAUUCAAUGUUAAGCUGUAUUAAUUUCACACAUCUACCGCCAAUACAUUCAAUUUUAAAUCGACUACGAUUAUCAUGUGCACAAGCAUGGAAUAUAUACGAUGCAAAUAUUCGUUUUACUAAUGGACCAUCAAUGGCCAAAUGGGUUGAAACACAAAUCAAUGAUGGAAAUCGAAAAAAAUCAACAAUAAAAAAAUCAAAUAAAUUACAAGUAAAUCUACAGAUUGAUUUUGCAAAGAAAACAUUUUUACAAAAAUGUUCAAAUGAUACAUCCAGAGUGAUAAAUUUCAAUGAUUAUCCACAACAUAUUGGUCAAAGACGUCGAUAUAUUGGUACAAUACCGGAUGGUCAUUUACGUUGGUUAAUUCAACCAAAAAUUUGGUCAACAUUUGUUGAAUAUGAAGCAAAUCAAUCAUUUAUCGAUUAUGAAUUACCGGAUAAAUUUUAUUGAUCAUUAUACAUUUCUUUAGGACAUUUUCUCUUUGUUUGUUUGUUUGUGUAUAACUUAUUGCAAUAUUUAAAUUAUUACAAAAAAUUAAAUAAAUUAUUUUGAAAGA